Molecule: messenger RNA, 6324 nt
Organism: Hemicordylus capensis (graceful crag lizard)
Lineage: Eukaryota; Metazoa; Chordata; Lepidosauria; Squamata; Cordylidae
Gene: NUP50
Product: nucleoporin 50
Exons: 8
Coding region: 189-1583 (464 amino acids)
Biological process (GO): protein import into nucleus
Cellular component (GO): nuclear pore
Source: RefSeq, a predicted model, not a curated record
AUCCUCGGCGUUGCUUCGCUUCCUUCUCUCUUCGGCGGGGGAGAGGGCGGGGAGGAAGCUGCCGCGGGCCGUAAGUUGUGCAGGCCCGCCUGAUCCAGGCACGCUUUCUGCGCGGCUGCCCUCUGCUCGCUGGGCAGGCUCCCUCUUGCCGCCAGCGCUCCAUGUGGGGAUCGGGGUAGUGCUGUAAAAUGGCCAAGAGAGUAGCAGAGAAGGAGCUGACUGACAGGAACUGGGAUCAAGAAGAGGAAACAGAGGAGGUGGGAACUUUCUCAGUGGCCAGUGAAGAAGUUUUGAAGAACAGGGCAAUUAAGAAGGCAAAACGCAGAAAUGUAGGAUUUGAGUCUGAGAGUGGAGGAGCUUUUAAAGGAUUUAAAGGUUUCAUUUUACCUUCCGGAGGUGGUGGAUUUUCUGGCUUUGGCAAUGGCAAUGGAACUAAGCCUUUAGGAGGAUUAUCCAAUGGCAGCAGUAGCGUUACAAAUACUUCUUCAUUUACCAGCUUAAAGACAGCUGCUGAAACGGAGACUACAUUUCGUUCUGUGGCAUCCAGUAGUUCAGUGAAUAAUACUAUGGUUGAGAAAAAGCCUAUAAGUGUGGAAGCUAAUGGUGAGAGUCAGCCGCCAUUGUCCUCCAGAUUUACUCAAAGCAAAGCAUGCAGCUCAGAUGAUUAUCACAAACAAUUAGCUGCUCUGAACUGUUCUGUGCGUGACUGGAUAGUAAAACAUGUAAACGCCAAUCCUCUCUGUGACCUGACACCAAUCUUCCGAGACUAUGAGAAAUAUUUAGCUGAGAUAGAACAACACGGAAUCAGUAGUGACAGCAGGUCUGAAAGUGACAGUAACAAGGCAGCUGGAACGCAAGCUAGCUCUGUGUUUGGGAGUCAGAAUCUUCAGCAAGGUUCCACAUUCUUCUUUAACAGCAGCAAAUCUGAAGAUACUUCAGGAAAGAAGACAGAGUUGGAAAAGAAACCAGAAUCAAAGUUAGGAUCUCCGUCAACUAUCCCGUUUACUUUUAGUAAAAGUGUCGACAGCUCUGGUCUGAAUACUAGUGCAUUACCUAAUUUCUCAUUCUCUUCUGGAAGUACAAGUUUAUUUGGAAAAGAUGCAAGCCAGGGCAAGGUUGUUCCUUCAUUUUCCAGCAGCGCAGCAGACAUUCGGAUAGAAAGUGGUGUCAACGAAGACAAAGGGGGUGGUGAGGAGGAGGAGGAGCCACCAAAAGUAGUUGUUAAUGAAAUAAAGGAAGAUGAUGCCUUCUACUCAAAGAAAUGCAAAGUCUUCUACAAGAAAGGUAAUGAAUUUAAAGAAAAAGGAGUAGGAACCCUACACUUAAAACCUGCAGGAAAUCAGAAGAUUCAGCUAUUAAUACGGGCAGAUACUAAUUUAGGCAACAUAUUGCUGAAUAUUUUGGUGCCACCUAAGAUGCCAUGCUCAAGAACAGGAAAGAACAACGUUCUUAUUGUUUGUGUUCCAAAUCCACCUGUUGAUGAGAAGAAUUCCACAGUCCCAGUUCCUAUAUUGAUAAGAGUGAAAACGAGUGAGGAUGCAGAUGAGCUGCACAAAAUUUUACUGGAGAAGAAGGAUGCUUAAAAUCUGACCUGGUAUUAGGAAAUCCUGCCAAACUGCUGCUGCUCUCUUCUCCUCCCCCACUCCCUGGACCCUUUAAUCGUAUUAAUAACUUUUAACUCACUUCUGUGACAUUCUAAGGACUGUUUUAGGAAUUCUGAAGGGUUUUAGUGAAGGAAAGAAAACCUAAGAUGACAAAAUAAAAGCUUUAGUUUAACAUAAGUUGUCACUCUUUCCUUCCUUCCUAUCUGAAAUAUCUAAUGCAUGAGCCUUAUUUGAAUAAAACUUGCACAUCAAAAAAUUCUGCAUUUGAUUAUUAUAAAGAGAGAAUAAACUGAUUACUGAAUGUGUUGAAAUGGUGUAAAAGUCACCAAAAUCACUUAGGAAGAAUAUUGUGUGUGCGAAGAGAGGAAUGGGUGUAAAUUCCUGGCACUUGGUUCCAAGUUUGGCCUGAGAUCGCUCUCUUCAUGACAAGAACAUUGUUUAAUUCUGUUAAAGGAACUGAUGUUUCAAGCUGAACAGUGUAAGUGUAACAUAGCUGCUGGAAAAAAACAGGUUGCAUUUGGAAUUGAGGUUGUAGCUUAGCAGAAAAAUUGUUUGUAUAUUGUUUGCAGAGUUCUUCUGAAAUGAACUGUCAUUUCGUGGUGCUUAGUGUAACUGCUUUUUGCCAGUUACACAGCUGUGUCUCCUCCUGCAUCUUUGUUUAAGUGUUCUUGGAAAGAAGCUCAGAGGCCAAAAUUAGAGAGUUGGUUAUUUCUGCUUACUUCCUAGAGAAAUAAUUGAUGAAGGUAGUGGGACUAUAAUAUUCUUUCCUGUGCACGUGAUUUUGCCUGCCUUCUGGAUUUUGUCACAUCUUGAGCAUCUUGUGUUGUAUACUUAUAGGGGCUGUUAUCCACUGUGCUCUCCUGCCAAAGUCAAGCAUUCAGGCUUGAAAAUCCUGAACCAUCCCCACUAAAGUUAGGGGGCUUGUGCCAGAGAGCUGUGAAUUAUGCAGUUACAAGAUCAGCAGUGAGACUGUGCAGGCCAUGCUAUUGAAAUAGGGGUUUUCAUAAUGUAAUAUUAAGUAGUAAAACCCCACACAGUUCAAAGGGUAUUUGAUUGCUACAGGUUCUGAAACUGAAUAUGUAAUGUAUAUUAGUGCUUUAAACUGGAAGGAACCCAGGAUGCUGUGGGAACAGAAUCCAUUUUAAAGAUGAAGAUUGAACUGGUGCCUUUUUGCAUCGGAUUUAAGUAUGUGUAACCUCUUUAAAAAUAUAUGUGAUAUUUCAGUACUCUUUUGCUCAACCCAUAGACCUGUGCACACAAAUUUCUUGGGGUCCAAUCCAGUGGGGAACUCGCUUGAACCAGCCUGAUAUAAAAUAAUGAUAACUCCCAUUUGUUUAGUGGAGUUUGUGCCAGGGUUUGUCCCACUAGAUUGUUCCAUUAGUUUACAGGUGGGCAAGAAACCAGAAAUGUUAACUUGCAUGUUAAUAUUGAACAUGCAUAUUGAGUCCAAUGAUUCUGUUAGAGGCUCUUACUGAAUGGCCAAGAGCUUCAGUAAUGUGUUUGCCCUUAUCUUUGAGAAGUAGUGUCUUAAACUUCAGAGAGUCUGUUCGCUGCAAGUAUUUGGACUACAUGGGGCAGUGAGGGCAAACAGCCCACUUUCUAGGAAGCAGAUAACCCGAUUGCGUUCCCACACGCUUGACACAAUUUGUAUAUCCAGACUGUUAAUAUUACAGGUAUAUUGUGUUUUGCACUUGUCUGUUUCCUAAAGUGCAGCUGUGUAUGUGUGACAGUUCCCCAGUUACUGGGUAGACUAACAAACCAUUUAGCAAUUCAUUGAGAUGCAAUUUGGUUUUGCAUAUCUUUUACAUAGCUACAUUUUGCUUUUUGACAUUUCAAAUGAGUGGUCCUAAUACACAUUUUAAAUGUUUGCAAAAGCUGCUCAAAAGAUUGAGGGGUGCUUGAGGGGUGGGUACACAGGGAAAGAGAGGUCAGCUAAUACUGAAGGGUAAUAAGAUUUGCUGAAAACUUUAGAUUCUGCAGUGUAUAAUAAACUCUCAUUUCUAGGCAUUUCAGGAAAUCUUGCCUGCAACCUUAGAGAAGCCACUGCCAGUCUGUGUAGACAAUACUGAGCUAGAUGGACCAAUGGUCUGACUUGGUAGAAGGCAGCUUCCUAUGUAACCUCUACCAAAGCCAGCAAAAGUUCAUUGAGAAAGGUAGGCUAGGAUUCCACAUGAAGAAUGCGGUUCAGACUCAUAUGACAAGCUGCUUCUGGAAUUGGAGAGUUUCACAUGCAGUUUCUGGUGUGGUGUAAACAGCCACUGGUUUAAAAGUCAGAAAAGAGGUCAGGGGUAGCAUCAUAAAUCCAAGGCACAAGAUGUUCCAGUAGAUGCAGGAAACUGUUUUAUUCAACAUAAUACAGGCCCCAGUGCUUUCUGAAUUCCUGUUGAUCCAAAAAGAGAGCCCAUAAUAACACUACCCCAGUUAGUGGCAUAGCCCAAUAACGCUAUUCUAUUGUCCAAUCUUGCCCUGCCACAUGUGGAGAGAUGUCUGACAGAGAAUACCAUGUCAUGGGCAUGCAGGUACAACUUAGAUUAGGUAUGGUAAGCCCACAGAGUGAGUAAUUGCAUGAACUACAGUAGGGACACUUUUCCUCUGGUCUUCACAACAAGCAUAAGAGGAAUUCAAAAAUAUACCCUUUAGGAAAGCUUGUGUCUUCUGUGCAUAUGUUAAAUUUUGCACCUUUGGGGAACAUCUUUGUGCUCUUUUAAAACAGCAUGAUCCCUGCUGGAUGCACCUUAGCCUAAUGUAGGUCUGUAAUUGUGGCAAGAAAUGAGCACUCAGCUACUACCCCCUCUCCCCACAACAUGUGGAUCUAACCAUCAGGGCUGUCCUUAGAGGUGCGGGGCCUGGGGCAAAUCAGCCAGUGGGGCCGCUUUCCAGUUAAUUCUAAUGGGUGGUAAAAGAGCGGGGCCUGGAGCGGUUGCCCUGCUUGCCAUGCCCUAAGGACAGCCCUGCUAACAAGAUAGUAGAAUUUGAAAGCUAAUAUUGUCAGUGCUGAAUACAAUAACUAAUUCUCUUUCACCAGUCAUUUAAGCAUUUCCUGAAGUUAAUACAGGCAUCUCAAUUUGAAUUGCUAAGUGGAUCAGAAUUAUUACUUUCUAAGAAGGCCUUGUACAUAAACUUCACUUUGGGCUUGGUUGCACAUCAUGUUGACUUGCUCCUAAUAAGCACAUCAUGUUGUCUUGCUCCUUACUGAAAGAUGAGAUUUAAUUUUUCUAGUGACUCUGCAGGAUCUCAGUAUUGGAGUUCAAAUGAGUAUAAAACUGGAUGACAUUUUUCUUUGCACAAAAACUAGCUUUAAAAUUUUACAUUUAAAAAUAUUAAUUGAAACGAGUUUACCAUUUGGUUUGAUUCUAGUAGCAUAUGCUGCAUAACGAAAGGACAUUGUCUUAAUUUGCAAUAUGAUCACUUGUCUCAUUCUUAGUGUUUGCAGUCUAACUUUUUAACCUUGGGAUUAUGUACCUACUGUUCUUCUGUUGCCUGUUUGCAUAGGUUUCUGGCUGAACUUACAGAAUCACUUCUUGCAUUGUGAUGGAAGUAGAUGAAUUUCUUUUUAGACACUCUACUGAUUUACUAGAUAAUGCUGUUUUGCGCACAUUCUGUCUUAGUUCAGAUGUUGCUCUAGUACCAUGGCUUAAUCAUGGAUUAACAUGAUCAUGAGCCAUGGGCUUGCACAUUCACCCAGGCUUAAUAUCCUGGCUUGUUUACAAACUGGUUGGAACAAGCUGGGAUUUGCCAGAUUUGAAUGUAAUGGCAAAUCCUGGCUUGAUUUUAACCAGGACCAUAUUUCUUCCCCUUCUGUGCAAACCCGUGCUUGUGAUCAUAAUUCUAAUCAUAGGUGAGAAUGAUAUCCUGAAUGCCGUGACUUUCUUUCAAAACAACAUGAUUAGGACCUAAUUCUCAUGAAUAAUUUGUGCUGGGUUUUACCACAUUAGAUUGCAGGCAGAGGAUUACAUAACUGAAUGCUCCUCUGUACAAAAUUGGCACAUUGCAGAAUGGCUCUAAGCCUCUCUCUUCUCCUUGACAUCUAUUUUUGAGUGGGAAAGGAAUUAUUUUGUAGGGACAAUUUCUGUUGUUGAACUUCUACCUACAAUGGUACAGCCCAGGCACAGAUUUGUUACUGUAGUGCGAACUAGGCAAACUAGAACAUAGGGAGAUGCUUGUUUGGGGUAAUACCACUUUUCAAAUCUCCAGAUGUUCCAAAUUCUGUAUAGCUUUUUUAUGGAGCAAGAAAAUUAGUGAGCAGGGGUACAAGUCACUACUUGUGCUCCAUUCUUGAUCUGCAGCAAAAUGUAAACUGAAAAUACAUAGUUGUAUAUAAAGAGCACUUAAUAUUCUUGCUCUAACACCAUUUGCAAUGUCAUGUGACCUUAAAAAUUAUCUGAAGACUGUUCUGUUCUAAUGCCUUAAGUUAUCUUUUAGCAGAAGUUGCUAAAUCAUAUACCUUAAAUGUAACAUUUUAAUGUUUCAUGGAAAUAAUGUAUAAAGACUUUAUGAACAGUUUGAACAAUCCAUAUGAACUUUUUCCACUCACUAGGAAAAAUCAGCUUUGCUCUCUUCCAUCCAUGCCCUACGCCACUGGAAUUUUCUUAAAAGCUAAAUCAUUUGAGAAUUGGACAGGCAUUGUAAUAUUUUUCACAUCAAGUUUGCUAGCUGUAGUGCUUUCUGAGGAAAUGUACAAAAAUCCAUGGAAAUGUGAAUAAAGAAAUGGGAGAUGUUA